GCAGCCGCCAUCCACGCACAAGCAAAGCAGCAUGUCCCAUUUAAAUACACCCACGCAGCCCGAGCGCCCUUAGCCGAUCAGGGCGCGCAGCCCACACGCACCGCGGCUCCGGGCUUGGAGAUCCGCGCAGGUUGGGCUCCCGGACCCCGCCGACCGACGCGCGGAGGAUCGGGAUCCGGCGCUGCGGGGCGGGGGUGGGCGGGGGAGGCUGGGCCCGGGGCCUCUGGCGCGACACCCGCAUGAGGACGCGAGUGAAAUAGACCAAGGUGGAAUUUCCAAGGGAGAAGCUUCGGGGUGGUUUUGGUCCAUUUCUCCGGCAAAGAAGUAGACAUGGCGAGCGACUCCCCGGCUCGCAGCCUGGAUGAAAUCGAUCUCUCGGCUCUGAGGGACCCUGCAGGGAUCUUUGAAUUGGUGGAACUUGUUGGAAAUGGAACAUAUGGACAAGUUUAUAAGGGUCGUCAUGUCAAAACGGGCCAGCUUGCAGCCAUUAAGGUUAUGGACGUCACAGGGGAUGAAGAGGAAGAAAUCAAACAAGAAAUUAACAUGUUGAAGAAAUAUUCUCAUCACCGGAAUAUUGCUACAUACUAUGGUGCUUUUAUCAAAAAGAACCCACCAGGCAUGGAUGACCAGCUUUGGUUGGUCAUGGAGUUUUGUGGCGCUGGCUCUGUCACUGACCUCAUCAAGAACACAAAAGGUAAUACGUUGAAGGAGGAGUGGAUCGCAUACAUCUGCAGGGAGAUCUUACGAGGGCUGAGCCACCUGCACCAGCAUAAAGUGAUUCAUCGAGAUAUUAAAGGGCAGAAUGUCUUGCUGACUGAGAACGCAGAAGUUAAACUAGUGGACUUUGGGGUCAGUGCCCAGCUUGAUCGAACAGUGGGCAGGAGGAAUACCUUCAUUGGGACUCCCUACUGGAUGGCACCGGAAGUUAUCGCCUGUGACGAAAACCCGGAUGCCACAUAUGAUUUCAAGAGUGACUUGUGGUCUUUGGGAAUCACCGCCAUCGAGAUGGCAGAAGGUGCUCCCCCUCUCUGUGACAUGCACCCCAUGAGAGCCCUCUUCCUCAUCCCCCGGAACCCAGCGCCGCGGCUGAAGUCCAAGAAGUGGUCAAAAAAGUUCCAGUCAUUUAUUGAGAGCUGCCUGGUGAAGAGUCACAGCCAGCGACCAGCCACGGAACAACUGAUGAAGCAUCCGUUUAUACGAGACCAGCCUAAUGACCGACAGGUCCGCAUCCAACUCAAGGACCAUAUCGAUAGAACAAAGAAGAAGCGAGGAGAGAAAGAUGAGACCGAGUAUGAGUACAGCGGAAGUGAGGAGGAAGAGGAGGAGAACGACUCAGGAGAGCCCAGCUCCAUCCUGAAUCUGCCAGGGGAGUCGACGCUGCGGCGGGACUUCCUGAGGCUGCAGCUGGCCAACAAGGAGCGCUCGGAGGCCCUGCGGCGGCAGCAGCUGGAGCAGCAGCAGCGGGAGAACGAGGAGCACAAGCGGCAGCUGCUGGCCGAGCGCCAGAAGCGCAUUGAGGAGCAGAAGGAGCAGCGGCGGCGCCUGGAGGAGCAACAAAGGCGAGAGAAGGAGCUGCGGAAGCAGCAGGAGCGGGAGCAGCGCCGUCACUACGAGGAGCAAAUGCGCCGGGAGGAGGAGAGGAGGCGUGCGGAGCACGAGCAGGAGUACAUCAGGCGACAGUUAGAGGAGGAGCAGAGACAGUUAGAGAUCUUGCAACAGCAGCUACUGCAUGAACAAGCUCUACUUCUGGAAUAUAAGCGCAAACAGUUGGAAGAACAGAGACAAGCAGAAAGACUACAGAGACAGCUAAAGCAAGAGAGAGACUACUUGGUUUCCCUUCAGCAUCAGCGGCAGGAGCAGAGGCCUGUGGAGAAGAAGCCACUGUACCAUUACAAAGAAGGGAUGAGUCCUAGUGAGAAACCAGCAUGGGCCAAGGAGGCUCCCAGCAGUAAAAGAGACCUAGCAGUUGGGCAUGCAAACAACAUGACUGUGUCAUCAAGCACUCCAGAUGUGAGGUUCCCUGGCCAUCAUAAGUCUGGGCCACCUCUGGUAGAAGAACGGUCGAGGCUCAACCGGCAGAGUUCACCUGCCAUGCCUCACAAGGUUGCCAACAGGAUAUCUGACCCCACCCUGCCCCCGAGGUCGGAGUCCUUCAGCAUCAGUGGAGUGCAGCCUGCUCGGACACCGCCCAUGCUCAGACCAGUCGAUCCCCAGAUCCCACAUCUGGUAGCUGUAAAAUCCCAGGGACCUGCCUUGACCGCCUCCCAGUCAGUGCACGAGCAGCCCACCAAGGGCCUGUCUGGGUUUCAGGAGGCUCUGACUGUGACCUCUCACCGUGUUGAGAUGCCGCGCCAGAACUCGGAUCCCACCUCCGAAAACCCUCCUCUCCCCACUCGAAUUGAGAAAUUUGACCGAAGCUCUUGGUUACGACAGGAAGAAGAUAUUCCACCAAAGGUGCCUCAAAGAACAACUUCUAUAUCCCCAGCGUUAGCCAGAAAGAAUUCUCCUGGAAAUGGCGGUGCUCUGGGACCCAGACUAGGAUCUCAGCCCAUCAGAGCAAGCAACCCUGAUCUCCGGAGAACCGAGCCCGUCUUGGAGAGCCCCUUGCAGAGGACCAGCAGUGGCAGUUCCUCCAGCUCCAGCACCCCUAGCUCCCAGCCCAGCUCCCAAGGAGGCUCUCAGCCUGGAUCGCAAGCAGGGUCCAGUGAACGGACCAGAGUUCGAGCCAACAGUAAGUCGGAAGGAUCACCUGUGCUCCCACAUGAGCCUUCUAAGGUGAAGCCAGAAGAGUCCAGGGACAUUACCCGACCUAGUCGACCAGCUAGCUAUAAGAAAGCUAUAGAUGAGGAUCUGACGGCAUUAGCCAAAGAAUUAAGAGAACUCCGGAUUGAAGAAACAAACCGCCCACUGAAGAAGGUGACUGAUUACUCCUCUUCCAGCGAGGAGUCGGAAAGUAGUGACGAAGAGGAAGAAGAUGGAGAGAGCGAGCCCCAUGAUGGGACAGUGGCUGUCAGUGACAUACCCAGACUGAUACCAACAGGAGCUCCAGGGAGCGCGGAGCAGUACAAUGUGGGAAUGGUCGGCUCGCACGGGCUAGAGCCCUCUCAUGCAGACACUUUCAGCAGCAGUAUUUCAAGAGAAGGAACCUUGAUGAUAAGAGAGACAUCUGGAGAGAAGAAACGAUCUGGCCAUACUGACAGCAAUGGCUUUGCUGGCCACAUCAACCUCCCGGACCUGGUGCAGCAGAGCCAUUCCCCAGCUGGGACCCCAACUGAGGGCCUGGGGCGCGUCUCCACCCAUCCCCAGGAAAUGGACUCUGGGACUGAAUAUGGCAUGGGGAGCAGCACUAAGGCCUCCUUCACCCCCUUUGUGGACCCCAGAGUAUACCAGACAUCUCCCACUGAUGAAGAUGAAGAGGAUGAAGAAUCAUCAGCUGCGGUAGGAACCCAGAGAUAUCCAGGGGCCCUAGGAAAAGCUGUUCCUCAGAGAUCUCCAGGCUUACCACCUAUUUCUCAAAAGCAAUUUCUGGCUCUGUUUACUAGCGAACUUCUUAGGCAAGAACAGGCCAAACUCAAUGAAGCAAGAAAGAUUUCAGUAGUAAAUGUAAACCCAACCAACAUUCGGCCUCAUAGUGACACACCAGAAAUCAGAAAAUACAAGAAACGAUUCAACUCAGAAAUACUUUGUGCAGCUCUGUGGGGCGUAAACCUCCUGGUGGGAACUGAAAAUGGCCUGAUGCUUUUGGACCGAAGUGGGCAAGGCAAAGUCUAUAAUCUGAUCAACCGGAGGCGAUUUCAACAGAUGGAUGUGCUAGAAGGCCUGAAUGUCCUUGUGACUAUAUCAGGAAAGAAGAAUAAGCUACGAGUUUACUAUCUUUCAUGGUUAAGAAACAGAAUACUCCACAAUGACCCAGAAGUGGAAAAGAAACAAGGCUGGAUCACUGUUGGGGACUUGGAAGGCUGUAUUCAUUACAAAGUUGUUAAAUAUGAAAGGAUCAAAUUCUUGGUGAUUGCCUUAAAGAAUGCUGUGGAGAUAUAUGCUUGGGCUCCUAAACCAUAUCAUAAGUUCAUGGCAUUUAAGUCUUUUGCAGAUCUCCAGCACAAGCCACUGCUUGUUGAUCUCACAGUAGAAGAAGGUCAAAGAUUAAAGGUUAUUUUUGGUUCACACACUGGUUUCCAUGUAAUUGAUGUUGAUUCAGGAAACUCUUAUGAUAUCUACAUACCAUCUCAUAUUCAGGGCAAUAUCACUCCUCAUGCCAUUGUCAUCUUGCCUAAAACAGAUGGAAUGGAAAUGCUUGUUUGCUAUGAGGAUGAGGGGGUGUAUGUAAACACCUACGGCCGGAUAACUAAGGAUGUGGUGCUCCAAUGGGGAGAAAUGCCCACGUCUGUGGCCUACAUUCAUUCCAAUCAGAUAAUGGGCUGGGGCGAGAAAGCUAUUGAGAUCCGGUCAGUGGAAACAGGACAUUUGGAUGGAGUAUUUAUGCAUAAGCGAGCUCAAAGGUUAAAGUUUCUAUGUGAAAGAAAUGAUAAGGUAUUUUUUGCAUCCGUGCGAUCUGGAGGAAGUAGCCAAGUGUUUUUCAUGACCCUCAACAGAAAUUCCAUGAUGAACUGGUAACAGAAGAGCACUUGGCACUUAUCUUCAUGGCGUUAUUUCUAAUUUAAAAGAACAUAACUCAUGUGGACUUAUGCCAGUCUAGAGGCAGAAUCAGAAGGCUUGGUUGAACAUACCACUUUCCCCUUUUCCUCUCCCUCCACCCGUCCCAAUACAGUCCAUCUUUCAAUAUUGCAGCCUGGUUGAGAAGGAGAGAAAAAGGUGGCAGGAAUUUCCAGGAGAUCCCAAGAAUGCUGCGUUGUCUGUGGACAAAGAUGGACCAUGUGCCCUUCGGAGUUAGGGAUAGAAACAAAUAUUGUGUGCUCUUAUGAUUAAGCUGUGUUAUGGUGGAUUUUGAGUUUUGUUUUGUUUUAGUUUUUUACCUUUUUUCUUUACCCCCUUACUUUGUAAGAAUGGGGAGAGAAUGCAUAUGGAGAAAAUGAGUCUGUUUUUAAUUCUGUCUGCCUGCUCGCUUUAAGUUUACAAUAUGUUGUACAGUUUCCAAUUUCAAACGGUGAGAGACAGCACAAUAAAUGUACCUUAUCUCCUUACACUGAAGGCCAUAACUGCAUCGUGGGGUAAUUUUAGAACUCUUUUGCCUUCACCAACCCAAAAGGUUGCUUUUUGAUAGCAACUGGCUAAUGGAUUUUUAAAAGAGAAGAAAAAUACUAGUUUUCCCCUCUUUGGGAAAAUAGAUUUUAAAUGGCUAAACUACUAGCCUUAGACUAAUAAAAUCAACUACCAUUUUUGUGAGUCUGACAGGCCCUAUUUAUAUGGCCCUGCACAGAACGGAGUGUGUUGAAUGGGAGAGUAGUCCCAUUGAGUUGAUUUGGCUCUCGCAGUUGAGGGACUCCAUAACACAACUUUCCCUCAGCUAUGAUGCAACAGAUCAGGGCAAAAGAUGGGAUGACAGAUGGGGUCAGACAGAAAGAGCUUCUGGGAAACAAGCUAAAACACAGAUAUGUACACAUUCUUUUUUUAAAUGCUCAAAGCCUCCCAGCUGAGAGGUCACUCGGUUCGGACUUCAUUAGGAGUGAGACUGUUGAGUUCUUUCUGGGAGUUGGGGAGUGAAGGACAUCCAGGCUCUGAUCAUUCCCAGCUUUCUCCUGAAGGUGCCACUUUCUCAAGAUGAAAACUGUGACUGAAAAAAAAUAAUAAAUGUUUCUGAGCUGCCUGUGUUCUCUCUGGGUUGGUGAGAGAAGGGACCUAGACUACUAUGCCUGCCUGAAACACAGCAGGCAUCAUUGGUUCAGAUUUUAUAGAACUCAAAAGCAAGGCUUUGGCCAAAAUUCCAAGACCCUAAUCAUUUUACCUUCCUCUAAAUUACCCAACAUACGGUAAACAACAUUUGUGCAGAGAUAUGUAUGUAUUUACUUCAGGUUGACUUGUGUCCUUAUAAACUCUUACUCGGAUGAUUUGAACUUCUACGUGACUGUCUGGAUUUUUUUUCCAAAGCUACAAGCAUGGCCGCCUGUGGUAUCGAGGUGUUGCAAAACAGUAUCUGUGUUGUGCUUCCUGUUUUAACCUACCUCGUUUUGUUUGUUUUUGUUUCACUGUUCAUCACAGCAGUGUUAUCUCCAGGAGACAUAUAGAGAGCUCAACUGGCAAUCUCAGGAGUAUUUAAUAUUUAAAAAAAAAAGAAAAAAAAAAAAAAAACAGUAGUUGACCAAAUUGUUCUUCUUGAAAAAUUGAAAAAAGAAUCCAACAACAACAAAAACUAAUGUGGCUUAUUUCUGAAGAAAACAAUUACAGGAAAGAUAAAAAAAAAAAAACCCUACCAUCCUACUAAUUUUGCUUAAAUACGUAAGCAGCUGAUGUACUAUUAAUGAGAACGAAACACACAUUAGGAAAAUGGAGCUAUUUGAAUCUGGUGGUUUGGGCAAGGGGGAGAAGGGAAGGGGAAGCAUUCUAGUUUCUGAAGUAGAUGAUUAUGCCCCUCCUGUAAAAGUGAUUGUCAUUUGCAUUUAUUUUAAGCUGGUAACACACAGGAAUGGAAUUGAGGAUUAUCUUCAGGCGAUCACCAAGAUGUCCUCAUCAUGGUCCCUUUAGCUCUCAAAAGCAAUGAAAUUCUCUCGUUCUCAUUUUUACUGCUGUAGUUCUGCUGCUGAACAAUACUAUCUUCACAAGUUCCAUGCGACAAAUUCCACAAUAACUUUUGGGAUUGAAUUUAUCAACUACUGUAAUUGAAUACUGACAUGGACAAAAUAUAUUGAAUUGAGACUCAUCCCCAAAUGUGAUUGCCACCAGCUCUUUAUAUUGCUGCUGUGGUAUUUUAAACCAGAAGCUUCUUUAAAUUAUGUUGCAAAUUGAUCUUUGUUUUUAUGUUUUGUUUUGUUUUUAUUUCUAAGUGAUAAGUUUGAAACACACAGCUUUAAAUGAUUUUUUUACUGUGGGAUUUUGGGUACAGUUAAGAAAUAAAAGGGAAUCAUUGUGUUUAAACAUAAGGUAGUUUGUGAAUGUAUUUUUUAAAAUCUAGAUUCAUUGAAACAAAAACUCAUAAAACAAUAUUAAUGCAGUCUUGUUUACAGUAUGUACAGUGACAUAACAUAGAACAUGAGCUUUUCUGGUGCCAACAACAAUAAAACACAGACGUUAAACAUCAA
This is a messenger RNA of Equus quagga, 7193 nucleotides long. It is a transcript of the gene TNIK, whose product is annotated as TRAF2 and NCK interacting kinase. Gene Ontology annotation, biological process: protein phosphorylation. The transcript is spliced from 35 exons. Bases 331 to 4614 code for a protein of 1427 amino acids. Lineage: Eukaryota; Metazoa; Chordata; Mammalia; Perissodactyla; Equidae. The record is from RefSeq and is a predicted model, not a curated record. Gene Ontology annotation, molecular function: ATP binding; protein kinase activity.